Messenger RNA from Elaeis guineensis (African oil palm), 1399 nucleotides. RefSeq names its product E3 ubiquitin-protein ligase APD1. Gene Ontology annotation, molecular function: ubiquitin protein ligase activity. The record is from RefSeq and is a predicted model, not a curated record. Gene Ontology annotation, biological process: protein ubiquitination; cell cycle. Lineage: Eukaryota; Viridiplantae; Streptophyta; Magnoliopsida; Arecales; Arecaceae.
GAGUUCCUCUGCAUCUCUUCUCGGUUCUCACGGCCCUUCAGCUCUCCAUUCUCUCCUCCACCAUUCCGAUGCCGUCUCAUCUCCCUUAUCACUACCACCACGUACCUCCUCACCGAGGCCAGCGCAAGUGUGCUCGAGCCCUUCUCCCUCUUCUUGUUUGGAUCUGGGCGGCCGUGGGUCUCCGCUAUGGUUGUUACGGCAAACACCGGCUUGUUCUGGGUCCAAACUCUUCUCGAAUGAUGAAGACCAGCUCUCUCUUCGUAGAGCAAGUUCAGGUGAAGGAUAAAGCUAACCAAGGGAUACUGCUUUAUGGGUUCAAGGAUAGACCCAAGCUUAGCUUGGAAACCAACUGGACUCUCUCAAAACAUCUGUUCAUCGACUCCUAUGAUCGCCAGGGAUUCUCCUUGUGGUUGAACAAAGGGUCUAGGAUUUGGAUGGAUUGGGAGGUGAACCAUGGUGGUGAGAGCUAUGAAGACAUGCUCGUGGUUCUGAUCAAGGGAGAACAGAACUUGAAGGGGUUGCAGAGAUACUACCCAGGUUCCCACUUUCAUCCAGGCGAUACUGGUGACGGCAAUAGAAAAGCAGAGUACACUGUUGCUGAAGAUGAUACUUAUUAUUUCGGUGUCGUGAAUUUAACUCCUCGAACAAUGGUGAUGAUCUUGAAGGUCAAUGUUACAUCGAAGAUAUACGAUAUCAGUCGAGCAAACAACAUUUGUUCAACGACCGAUGGUUUGUGCAAGCUUGAGCUCCACCUUCCAAGCACUUGCUAUUAUGUGUUAACAACACCAAAUAGUGAUGUGCCCAUCACCGUUUGGCAAGUUGAACUAUCUUUUGGAGCACGGCUGGUCUCAUAUUUAGUGGUCACAGGGUUUGUCAUAUUUAUUGCGUAUAUGGUUUUGAAAUAUCUUGGAGCUUGUGAUUCUGAGCAAACAUUACAAGUGCAAAUUCAAACAGCGGCGACAGAGACCGAUCCAAUACUACCAAGAAAGGAGAUGCCUUGUAAAUAUGGAACAAAUGAAGAGGAGCCUGAAUCAAGUUCAUCUUCCUCUUCAGAAGAUUUUUAUGAUGGGAAGAUAUGUGUGAUUUGUUAUGACGAAAGGCGCAAUUGUUUCUUCACUCCUUGUGGACAUAGUGCUACUUGUUAUACAUGUGCAAAAAGGAUAAUGGAGGAGGAAAACAAGGUAUGUCCAAUCUGUAGAAGGCUCAUUCAUAAAUUAAGAAGAUUGUUUAGUUCCAGGGAUGAUCCACAAGGUGCAAUGAGCGAAGGUGGAGAAAACUCUUAAUUGUGAACUGAACAAUAUCCUGAUGGAAUAGCCCCUCAUUUAUUUUGGGGAGAUUCGAUGUUUGACUCUUGGAGGUGUUUCCCAAAUAUUAGGCCUGGAUAAUUUUUCCAACUAAA